UUGGUUGUCAACGGCUCUCCGCGAGGAGAGCACCCGAGAAGGGAGGGGGGAGGAACGGACCCCCUCCGUUCUAACGGGCCUGAUUGGGCGGUUGGGGUUCCAAAGGGGUGUGGCUGGCUUUGGCCGAGGGUUAUAAAAACGUUUGCUGGGCACCGGCCACCCUCAUUAAAGUGAGGGUGGCAUAAGCGAGUUGGUAACAGCGUGGAGAAGGAGGAGGGUGGGGGGAACAUCUGGUUUCCCCCCCGUAAAUGCAUGGGAAAGGUGGAACUUCUUAAACCCUAGUAUCUAGUGUUUUCUCAAUAGGGGUAGGGGGCUCCUGACCCAGGUUAGGAGUAGGCGCACGAUAUUUUAGGUGUAGACUAAGGUGCGUAUGUGAGCCCUCUAAAGGUUGUGCUGUUCUACAAUCCUCUGUGCAGACCCUACACAAUGAAUUCCAAUGUAGAAAAUUUGCCUCCCCACGUGAUUCGGCUGGUCUACAGGGAAGUCUCCACUCUGACCUCAGACCCACCUGAAGGCAUCAAAGUAUUCCCUAAUGAGGAGGACAUCACAGAUGUGCAAGUUACCAUUGAAGGACCUGAGGGUACCCCAUAUUCCGGUGGCCUCUUCCGCAUGAAGCUCAUCCUCGGCAAAGACUUUCCAGCCAGCCCACCCAAAGGCUACUUCCUGACCAAAAUAUUCCACCCCAACGUGGGGGCCAAUGGCGAGAUCUGCGUCAACGUCCUCAAGAAGGACUGGAAAGCGGAACUGGGCAUCCGACAUGUCCUGCUGACCAUCAAGUGUUUGCUGAUCCAUCCCAAUCCAGAAUCGGCCCUGAACGAGGAAGCAGGGCGCCUCCUGCUGGAGAACUAUGAGGAAUAUGCCUCCCGGGCCCGCCUCCUGACGGAGAUCCAUGCCCAGCCUUCGUCUGGCCUGCGCACCAAGGACCCUGCCGAGCCUUGCUCUUCUUCGGCCGGUGCCUCGGGGGAAGGCCCCAUGGCUAAGAAACAUGCAGGCGACAGGGACAAGAAACUGGCCUCCAAGAAGAAGACCGACAAGAAGCGAGCUCUCCGGCGGCUUUAGGGGCCAGCGGGGACGGGGUGGGGUCUGGCGCACAGGGUGGGUGGGUGUGGUGGGCGUUGGGGUUCCACAAGUACAUUCUCCAUUUCUCCUCUCUCUUCCUCUCCCACCUUCACGUUGAGGCUGCAGUCCAAGUCUGUCUCGCCCUUGUCAGAUUUUUCUUCUUUUCCGUCUUUAAGUUAUUUAAAUUAUAAAAGCAGGAAAAUCUAUUAAAUGCCUUUUUUUUCUUAAGAAGGCUCUUAAUG
This is a messenger RNA of Podarcis raffonei (Aeolian wall lizard), 1301 nucleotides long. It is a transcript of the gene UBE2S, whose product is annotated as ubiquitin conjugating enzyme E2 S. The record is from RefSeq and is a predicted model, not a curated record. Lineage: Eukaryota; Metazoa; Chordata; Lepidosauria; Squamata; Lacertidae. The transcript has 4 exons. Bases 427 to 1059 code for a protein of 210 amino acids.